Camelina sativa (false flax) is the source of this 510-nucleotide messenger RNA. Lineage: Eukaryota; Viridiplantae; Streptophyta; Magnoliopsida; Brassicales; Brassicaceae. The record is from RefSeq and is a predicted model, not a curated record.
AUGACGACAGGAACACCUAUCCAUGUGUUUGUGCCAAACACAGAUCAGAGAGGACUUGAUUACAGUGAAAUGUCGGUUGCCUAUAGACCAUCGCAUGCUGAUGCAACUUAUGACAUGAAGUAUGGUGUCAGAUCUGUGCAGGGUGGAGGGAGGUCUUCAGCUAGAGAGACCAUUGGAAGAGUUGCUCCUGGAGCUUUGGCCAAGAAAAUUUUGAAGCAAUUCGCAGGAACUGAGAUUCUUGCCUAUGUCUCCCAAGUCCACCAAGUUGUACUUCCAGAAGAUUUGGUAGACCACGAGAAUUUGACACUGGAANUAGUUCACUUUAUUACUAAGGAUUUUGAUAUUGGUUUCGGGUUCGUUGCAGCUGUGCCAAUGGUGGAAGCAAUGGUGGCUUUAGUUCUUGUGGAUCAGUUGAUGGCACAAUACGCACAAUGCCAUUUGUUUCCAAUAAACCCAGAGUUACAGGAACCUCUCCACACAGAGCAGCCGCAGAAUGCUGCUGCUUUGUAA